Molecule: messenger RNA, 2086 nt
Organism: Mizuhopecten yessoensis (Yesso scallop)
Lineage: Eukaryota; Metazoa; Mollusca; Bivalvia; Pectinida; Pectinidae
Product: probable tRNA N6-adenosine threonylcarbamoyltransferase, mitochondrial
Exons: 10
Coding region: 133-1533 (466 amino acids)
Biological process (GO): tRNA threonylcarbamoyladenosine modification
Cellular component (GO): mitochondrion
Source: RefSeq, a predicted model, not a curated record
AUGAGAUGCAUCAUGGGAAUUUAUAAGAUGGCUGCGCCCAUGCGGCAACUAUGUCGGCAAGAUGCAAACAAAUCAAUAUGGUUUUCAGUGCAUGACGAUUGUGUGUAACAUUUGCAGUGAACAUGAUACAACAUGCAAUCUUUACUUAACUUAAAUAGUUUUAAUGCAUCGGUUGAUAAAAAGAUAAUCGUAAGGAUUAUCACGUACCCGCUUGCAAAUUUGUCAACAAACCUGCGGAGAAACCACGUGUGUUUUAGAUCGAGAUGUAAACAAGCUUUGACAGCCAGAAAACUUAACAAGAUCAGUGGACUCGUGCGGCCUUUGUCAUGUUCAGUUGUUCACCAUAGGAAACUGGUUUUAGGGAUAGAGACAAGUUUCGAUGACACAGGAGCAGCAGUUGUUGAUGAUGUUGGAAAUGUCUUGGGAGAAGCGCUUGAAAGUCAGACGAAGCUCCACUUGGAAUAUGGAGGAGCAAAGCCUGAUAUUGCAAUGAGAAUUCACAAGCAAAACAUUGGUCCAGUGGUAGACACAGCCCUUAGUGCCGCCAAUAUCAGACUCCAGGAUCUGGAUGCCGUUGCUGUGACAACUAAACCAGGAUUAGCACCCUGUCUGUAUGUUGGUCUUAACUAUGCCAAGGAACUCGUAGCUAAAUCUGGGAAGCCAAUGAUACCGAUCCACCACAUGGAGGCUCAUGCUCUUACAGCCAGAAUGAUCCACAAGGUAGAUUUUCCAUUCCUGGUACUUUUGGUCAGUGGCGGUCAUGCACUGUUGACAGUGGCCCAAGGAGUGGAAGACUUCCAGUUGCUUGGUAAAACAGUGGACGUUGCACCUGGAGAUGCCCUGGACAAGACUUCCAGGUGCUUGAACCUUAAGGUGUUGCCAGAGUGCCAGGGACUGAGUGGAGGUGCAGCCAUAGAGAGGAUGGCCAGGGGAGGUAAUCACAAAGCAGUCACAUGCCCAGGCAUCACCCUUCAGACUCCAAACUGUGAUUUCAGUUUCAGUGGGAUUGGAUCAUUUGCCAGGCGUUGGAUAGAGGCUGAAAGACUAAAACAUAAUCUUGGCGAGGAUGAUGUCAUCCCAAAUGUAUCUGACUUUUGUGCAAGUUUCCAACACAGUAUUAUGAUGCACUUCCUUCGCAGGCUGCAGAGAGGGUUUCUGUACUGUCAGCAGAAGGGUAUUGUUAGCGAACAACCAACACUGGUAGUAUCCGGAGGUGUAGCCAGUAACCAGAUAUUUAGACAGGGGUUUGAGGCUGUCUGUCAGGAGAGUGGCUACCAUCUUGUGUGUCCACCACCUAAGUUGUGUACUGACAACGGGAUCAUGAUUGCUUGGAAUGGUAUGGAGAAGUUGCUCAAUGGUACAGGGAUAGAGCCAGAUCCUCAGGCAGUGAAGGCAAUCCCUACUAAAGCCCUAGCCAGCUGCCCUAUCGGUCAGUGUGUGAGAGAAGAGCUUGUCGCAUGUAACAUACGACUCCCAAAGCCUAAACCACUACACAACCGCUUACAGUCAAUCUACUCCAACGAGAAAACGUGAUGAGAUUGUUAUGUAUGUCUCUACAAAGAAACCUAAGAUGGCUGACGAUAUCUCUCAACUCUCACUCUAAUGCAGCAAUAUAUGUGUAUAGACUCCUUCAAGCAAUCGUCUAUUCCAUCUGUCUUCAGGAGUUGUCUUUUAGUGACGCGUGUCGCCAGGCUCUUGUUGCCGGUCGUCUGGCUUACAAGGCAGCAGAUGUCGAAGAGUUUUCCUGGAUUUACAAGUCAUAGAAUUUAUUAAUACAGGAAUUUAUUAAACAGAUAUUGCCAAGUGGAAAAUUGAUAAUUUCCCAUAUGAAGCCUUCUGUUAUCUUCCUGCAUGUAUAAGUCAAAGAAUGUAUGUAUGCAGUAAUUGAAUUCAUGUGUAAAAACAGGUGUAUUUGAUUUUUAAAACCAGUAAAUAUUUUUCAUAGAAAUGGAUAAUCAAUUUCUUGUGAUUUAGUCAACUCAUUUUAUGACCCAUUUCAGCAUUUUCAUGCUAUGGGCUAUAAACAGUUUUUAGCUCAUUUUGCUAAUGUGAGCUAUUGCUAUCUGUCUUCCUCCGUCGUCGUGCG